Messenger RNA from Laccaria bicolor S238N-H82, 510 nucleotides. RefSeq lists its product as uncharacterized. The transcript is spliced from 6 exons. Lineage: Eukaryota; Fungi; Basidiomycota; Agaricomycetes; Agaricales; Hydnangiaceae. Bases 1 to 510 code for a protein of 169 amino acids. The record is from RefSeq and is a predicted model, not a curated record.
AUGGUAGGGAAGCUUGCUUUUCUGCAUCCCGCCCACUACACAUCGUCGUUCAUAAUAACCGCCGCCGCCGCCCACUACACCGUCACUCUACGGCCAGCCAAGGCAGAGCGUCUGUCCCGUCUGUGGGCAGAAGUUGAGGCGAAACGGGCUAUCGAGCAAAUCGACGAUGAACGUGAGCGGGAGCGAUUGAAAAAGAAGGGCAACGUCAAGGACAACAUUUUUGACGAAGACGCCGAAGUGCGACCCUCAUCGACGGACGAUUCACAGUCUAUCGUACCCAAGGAGGCUCACAAAAAUGGUAAUCACGUCAUCAUCAGCGCCUUUGUUUGGUCCUUCGUUCUCCUUGCACUCCUCACCGCUGGGGUCAUCGCCCUACGCCGGAUCAGGGCGCUGGGUGAUCAUACACGUUAUGAAGUAUACAUACUUAGCCUACUUGUUCUGCGGGAUAACUCGAUAAAUAUGCCGCUCACCAACACUUCCCCAUACUGGAUGUCGAUUCCGGCGGUCUAA